Haemonchus placei is the source of this 1011-nucleotide messenger RNA. The record is from the annotation of a GenBank genome assembly. Lineage: Eukaryota; Metazoa; Nematoda; Chromadorea; Rhabditida; Trichostrongylidae.
AUGGCCGUUUCUUUCAAUCUAGAGCAUAAUUUAUUCUUGGAAAAAGAAGUAGCCGAUAAAGUAAAGAACUAUUUGCUGGGCGGCGAUCAUGAAGAAUCACAUCGCUUUGUCAAGCGAAGCGUAAGUACUAGCAGUGAUGAAGCCGAUGACCCACCAGAUUCUGAGAAACCUGCUGGUGUACGGGAAUGGAACAUCUCAGAGCAGGUUCCACUUUCGCCUGAAUCCACCACGGAUGCACCGUUAGCAUGGCUGUCUCAAUGCUAUGUGAUCACAUACAAUUCUCUGGACUAUGUGUUAUUACUUAAUCAACAACGGUCAGCAUUAGACGAUAACCACUUGGAGAUCAGAUGCCUCAAAGAGUUGGACUAUCAGUUAGGAUUUGCAAAUGAGGACAAUAUCACAUGUGGCUGUCUUUUUGGACUGGGCACUCAUCGAGUUUCUGAGGCCCUUGAUUGUUUAAUAGUGGCUGUCGGAAUGUCCAAUGGGCAUGUGGUUUUCUUCACUGAAAGAGGCGUCCUUCUGUUCUCCGAACAAUUUUCUGAAUCGGAAAUUUAUUACGUUACAUUUGAUCAAACAGAAGAAGGUCAGCAGUUCACGGUGGUCACAUCCGCGGAUUUUUUCGCCGUUGACCCUGUCGGUCUUCAUUCCACCCUUCUGAAAGCCAAAUCCGCUAUAGCAAAAGGUGAAAAGACCGCUGAGGAACUGUCAAAAACUCUGGAGGUCGACGUUGAUAGGCUAAAGCCUGAAAACGGCAAAAAUGGUUUUCGGCAUGUUUUGUUCACUGGAAUGCAUUAUCAGUCUGCCCUUGAGCAGUACACAAAUGCCUCGAUGACAUCCUACAAUGAGACUAUUAGUAGUGCAGCUCUUCCCGCAUAUUAUACUUAUAUGUACACAUCUGACAAAGUUUUUUCGACUUUUGCAUGGACUACCGAUUCUGACAAGAAGAAGAUUUGGCAAGAAGCGAUAAAAUACGGCAAAUCUGUGAGUUUCAGGAUACAGAAUUCUUUUUAA